AUGGAGGGAGUGUCGUCAAAUUGGCAAAGUGAGAUGGAGGAGCUGAUCCAAGGUCGUGAAGUUGCCAGUGGUCAACUUAGUAGGGUAAUUAAUCUUCAUAAUAAUAGGUCACUUACUGUUAAUGGUGAUCAUAAUCAUGAUUUGGGAUCGGGCGAUGAUGAAGGUUUUGUUAAUAAGAUGUUGGGGUCAUUUUCGAAUACCCUUUUCAUCGCAAAUGGGAAGGAGAUGAAGGAGUUUCAUCAUCAUGAUGAUCAGGAGCUGAUUUCUGAUCAGAUUAUUCAAGUGAAUACUAGUGGUGGUGGGGGUGGUGGUGGUGGUGCAGGUGCAUCAUCUUGGGAUGUUGAUCAUCUACUUGAUCAUGCUAUUAAGUGUGAAGCUUCUCAUGAGGAGAGUUAUAAGAGUGCUUCGACCUUCUCCACGGAUCGCAGAGGCUCUUACAAGAAAAGGAAGACUUGCCACUCUUGGAUUAAAGACUCUCCUGCUUUCACAGAAGAUGGUCAUGCAUGGAGGAAGUACGGACAAAAACUCAUCCUUAAUGCCAAGCACCCAAGGAACUACUUUAGGUGCACCCACAAAUUCGAUCAAGCAUGCCAAGCAACCAAGCACGUACAACAAGUUGAAGAUGAUCCACCAUUGUUUCGUACCACAUAUUAUGGCAACCACACAUGCAGAGGCUACUUGAAAGCUUCUGAGCUGAUCUUGGAUUGUACAAGCCCUAGAGAGUCUUCAAAGUUCAUCAGAUUUGACGACACCAACCCCUCAAGCAAACAAGAGCACCCCUUUUUCUCGUCGUUUAAAUCGCUAAAAGGAGAAGAAUGUUUCAAGGAAGAGACGAUGCCAAGUGAUUAUAUGACAACCCAGCACCACAACCAAUUAUCAUUGAGUGAUUAUCUUGUAUCACCUCCUGAUCUUCCGGCAUUCGCGUCCCCUGGGCUCAUGAGCGAGUUUGCAUCUGCCAAUAUUGCCCAGCUUGACGAGGAUGCGAUUUAUAGGAAAAUGGCGGGGUUUAAUUAUGAUGACUUCGCAUUUGAUGAGUUUCUGCAACAUGAGUUGAGGUAG
Molecule: messenger RNA, 1059 nt
Organism: Prunus armeniaca (apricot)
Lineage: Eukaryota; Viridiplantae; Streptophyta; Magnoliopsida; Rosales; Rosaceae
Source: the annotation of a GenBank genome assembly